Molecule: messenger RNA, 7764 nt
Organism: Plasmodium relictum
Lineage: Eukaryota; Apicomplexa; Aconoidasida; Haemosporida; Plasmodiidae
Product: conserved Plasmodium protein, unknown function
Exons: 2
Coding region: 1-7764 (2587 amino acids)
Source: RefSeq, a predicted model, not a curated record
AUGAAUUAUGAGGAAGAAAAAGAAAAAAAUAAAAAAUCAAUUACUGUUUAUAAGGAUGAAAAAGAAAGAAAAAAAAUCUCCUUUUUCAACGGCUUCGAUGAUUUUAAAAUUAAUUAUUCUUUUAGUUCAAGUAAUUCUUCAGAUAAAAGUAAAAAAUUAAUCGAUGAAAAUGAUACUAAUAAAGAAGAUAUAAAAAAUCUAAUAAAGAUUAUAAAUAAUAACUAUAUAGACAAACAUUUUUAUUUUAAAAAAUUGAGCAUGAAUGAUCUAUAUAAGAUAUUUGUCUAUUCUAAUUUUUUAACAAAGUCUUUAAUUCUCUAUCCCUCAUUAAUUCAUCACUUUGAAAACAUAAUAGAAAAACUUAAAAUAAUUAAAAAUGAAGAAAAUUUACCAGUAGUAGAUCAAUUUAGUUUUUCUUACUUAGAUGCAAAGAAAAAUUAUAAUGAUAGAAAUAUUAUUAGCAGUAAUUCUAAUACAAUUAAAAAUGAAACUUUAUUAGAGAAUACUGACAAUAUGUAUUUUUCAAAUAAAGAAGGAAUUACAAUAUCAUCAAAUGAUACAACAUCAAAUGUGAGAAAAAAAGAUAUACAAAAUUUAAUUAUACAUAGAGGAGAAAAAGAAGAAACUGUAACUAGUACAUUAGGUAACAAGAAUGAAACAUUUAAAAAAGACGAAUUAAAUGGGAAAAAAAAAAAAUUAGAUAUAUUAGAUGAAUUAAGAGUUUUAGGUAAAAAUUUUGAUUAUAUUUUGAAUAAAAAAGUUGAGCAAACUAAUAAUGUUGCAAACUUCAUAAAACAAGAUUAUCCUUUUAAUUAUGAAUAUAAACAAAUAGACAAGCAAAAUAUUUUCCAUAAUAAUAAUUUAAAUUUAAAUAACAUAUAUGCUUUAAAUAAUAUUUAUUCAAAAGACAUGGACGAUGAAUACAACACUAAUAAUUUAAAUCAUUCAUUAAGUAAUAUGCAAAGUGGAAUAAAUAAUAACAAUGUUAAUAUGUUAAAUUCUCCAAUAGAUAAAAAUAUUCGUGUUUAUAAAAACAUAAAUGAAUAUGAUAUUAUUGAACUAAAAAUAAGUACUUCAUUUAAUAAUAAAUAUAUAUGUAGAUACAUAGGUAUUCAUAGUGGAAUGACUCUAUAUAACAUACAUAGAUGUAUAUGUAUAUGUCUAGGAGUAAAAAAAGAAGAUACAGAUAAUUAUCUGCAUGUUUUUAUUUUAAAUAAUGGUAAUAUAUAUGGUAGUGGUAAAAAGUGUAGUGUUAGUAUUAUUAGAAAAAUUCAAAUAAAUACAGAUCGUCAUAUCACUUUUAAGCAUAUAGUAAAAACACCAUUAUAUCUUUAUAAAACAAAGGAUAGUAACAAAAAUAAUUUUAAGAAUGAAUUUUCUAUGAAUAAUCAAAGUAACUUUGACGAUAAGGUUUUUGAAAAUAUUCAAAGUAAUUUUAACAAUGUAAACAAUUUUAAUGAUAUAAAUAAUCUUAACCUAAACAAUACCAACUUUAAUAUGAACUUAAGUAAUGUUAAUUUAAGUAAUACUAGUUUAAACAAUAUAGAUAUUUUUAAUAAUUCAAAUAAUAUGUAUAGUUUUAAUGAAUUAAAUAACACAAAUAAUUACCAACUAAAUAAUACCAGAAAUACAAAUAAUAUAAAAAAUUUAAAUACUGUUAGAAAUUUAAAUAAUUUUAAUAACAUGAACAAUAACUUAUAUAAUAAUAUAUGCAAUAGCUUAAAUAAUAACAUAAAUAAUAGUUGUUUCAAUAAUAAUAUUUUUAAUAAUUAUAGCAUGAAUUAUUUAAAUGAAAUGAAUAUGAAUGAUUCUUUUACUGAUAAUUUAUAUAGAAAUAAUAUAAACAUAAAUAUGAACAAUGAAAACAUAAAUAGCACUAAUUCAUAUAAUUUAAAUAUAAAUAAUACUUUUAUCCAAAAUAAAAAUGUUAAUAUAAGUAGCUCGUCUCAUAAUUACUCUCUCAAUAAAAAUCUAUCUGAUUUAGAUUUAGAAAAAAAAGUUAAAAUAAAUAAUAAUAAGCUUUUAAAUGAUAAUAAAACAAAUACUAAUUGUACAAAUGAAGAUAUAAAAAAACCGAAAAAUAUAAGUAACUUUAAUAUUAAUAUUAAAGAAAAAAAUAAAAAUGAUCUUAAAUUAAAGGAUGAAAAUGACAAACAUAUAUAUGAUUUGUCUCAUUCUACUGAAAAUACUCAAAAUAAACAAGGCUUUAUAUCUAAAAUUCCAUUAGUAAAUAACAAUGUCUAUUUAAAUAAUAGCAAAGAAGAUAUGAAUCACAUGUUUAAUAAUCUUUCAUCUAAUAAUGUUUCUUAUAAAAGUUUAAUUCCGAAUGCAUUUGACAUAAAAGAUACUAUUAACAACUGUGAUUCAUUUAAUAAUAAUAUUUAUGUAUCAAAUAAUAUAUUUAAUGAUAACUUAAAUAAUUCAAAAAUGAUUCAAAAUAGAUUUGUUAAUUCAGGUGCCAAUUCAGAUUGUUUUUUGCCUAUUAAUUCUUCUCCUUUUAACAACAAUAUGAAUUGUGAUAGUUUUAACAUAAGUAAUUUAAAUAUUAAAAAUGAGAAUUUAAAUAAUCUAUAUACUGUCAAUUCUAAUUAUUCCUUAGUUAAUAAUAAUUACUUAAGCAAAAACUCCACAAAUAAUUUUGUAUCAAUGGAUACAGUAAAUAAUUUAUCUUAUAAUACUACGAAUAUUAAUAAUUUAAAUACACCAAAUUCAUUUUUCUAUAAACAAAAAAGUAAUUUUGUUAUAAAUAAUAAUUCUUUAAAACGCAAUUUUAACAAUACUAUGAAUAAUGAUAUAACAUAUGCUAAUUUAAUGAAUAGCACUUUUAAUGAACAUAGUUCUAUUAGUAAUAACAAUUUGAACAUUUUGCCUGAUCCUUCUAUUAAUCCUCAAUAUUUUAAUGAAAGUAUAAAUAAUUCUAUUACAAAUAAUAUGAAUUUAUAUAAAAUCCAAAAUAUAAAUGAAUGCACAGAAAAUUUUAAAAUUGCUUAUAAUAAUACUGAAAAAAACUACAAACACAAAGAUUUAUUAAAAGUAAAAAGUACGGAAAAUAAUAAUAAUAAUAAUAAUAACAAAGAUCUUUCUCUUAAGUUAGAAUUUAAUGAUUCUUCUAAUUUGAAAACAAUUAGUGAAGAAAAUUUUGGAAAUAUUGAAGAAGACGUUGUAGAUGAAGAAAAAAAAACUAAAAAUUAUGAUAAAAGCAACUCAAAUCAAGAUAGUGAAGAUGAAAUAAAAAAAGAAUAUGAAUAUCAAAACGUUACUUCUAAAGAUAUAAAAAAAAUAAAUGAAAAUAAUGUAAAAAAAUAUAAUUUAAAGAAUAAAUUUGAUAAAGAACACUUAUAUGAAUGGACAGAAAAAAUAGAUAAUGAUGCAGUAGAAAGGAAUAGUAAUCAUUCAGAAAAUUAUAAGAGUGGCAAGAACAUAAAAAAUUAUAAAGUUAAUGAAAAAAUAGAAGAUGAAGAUGGUGAUAUGAACCUUAGUGUAAACGAACUAAAUGAUAUGAUGAAAAUUAAUAAUUUAGAAUCGAAAAUGAAAAAAAAGAAAAACAAAAAAGAUGAGCACAUAGAAGAAUAUAAAAUUAGUAAAAUGAAAAAUAUUGAUGAAUAUACUAAAGAAGAUAAGAAUAAUACCCAUAAUCAAAUGAAUAGUUUAAUUAAUAAUAGUACAUAUGAAAAUAAUAUGAGUAACAUUCAGGAAAAUAAUAUAAAAAAUUAUAAUUUAAAUAAAAAUAAUGAAAACAAAUGGAAACAAGGAAACAAUGAAAAUAAAAAAUAUGCUUAUACAAAGAAUAAAAGUAAAAUAAAAUUGAAAAAUUCUACAAAUGAUGAUCAAUGUAAAAAAAGCCAAAAUGAAUAUUUUUUUAACAUAGAUAACAUAAAAGAUAAAAAUAGUAUGACAAAUAAUAUAAAUACUAUUACUUUAGAUAAAAAUAUUCAAACCUCAUGUAAUAUAUAUAAUGAUAACACAUUUUUAAAAAAAAAAGCUAAGUGUGAAAGCUUAUGCGACAUAUAUAAUAAUUCUUUUUCUAAAAAUAAUAAUGAUAAGGAUUCAGAACAAUAUGAGGAUGCUAUUGAGAAGAAUAGUGUAAAUAAACAGAACAUUGAUGAAGAUUUGAUUUAUUUAAAGAAAGAAAAAAUAUUAUCAUCUGUUAAAUGCUUUAAAACAAAGAACAGCACAAGAAAUAUUAGAAAUUUUGAAAUGCCACAAAAUGGAAAUUUAAAAAAAAAUUAUAAAAAUGAAGAUAUUAUAAAAAAUAAUAAAAAUAUAAAUACUUUUAGAAACCUAAAAAAUGAUAGAGUAGAUAUUGUUGAUGAAAAAGAAGAAGAAGUAUUUAAAAAAAAUGGUGAAAAACUUACUAAUAGGAAAUUAAAUAAUUAUAUGAUUUUAAAAAACCAAAAGUAUUUAAAUGAAACAGAAAUAGAAAAAUUAAAAAAAAAUAGAGAACAUUAUUUAAGCGAAGUAAAAAUCAUAGAUAAAAAAAACUAUUUACAUAAUGAUAAAAAUAUAAAGAAAGAAGAAGAAAGAGAAAGAAGUGAAAGCAUUGAAAAUUUAAACGGAGAUACUAAUUUUAAAGAAGAUAAUAAAAUAGAAAAUUUUACAUCAAGCAAUGAAGAUUCAUCACUAAAAAGAUCAAAUAUAAGUGGUCGUAUUAAUUUAAAUGAUGAAAAUAACUUAAAUAAAGGAAUAAAUUGUAAUGAAAAUUUAGAAAAUUUUGAUGAAAAAACACAUUUGGAAUAUGAAGACAAAAAGACAAGAAAAUCAAAUAUCAUUGAUAAUAUUUAUAGCAAAAAUAUAAAUUUUUAUCAUACCAAUAAUAGUAAAAAUGAUAAUGAUGAAUUUAUUAAACUUCAAAUAAUGAACAAUUUUAAUUACAAGGAUGAAAAUACAAAAUCAAAUACUCAAAUUGAUGAAAUCACUUCUAAUGAAAAUAAUUUCAUAAAUAGUAAAGUAAAUGAUAAUGAAAAAAACAUUUCUUCUAAUAUAUCUGAAAUAGGUAAUAAUGUGUUGAAUGAAAAUUAUGAUGAUUCUAAUUGCUAUUUAGAUUCUAAUUCUUAUAAUAAAUAUGUUAAUAAUAUUCAGGUUUUUAAUGACAAUUCAUUUAAUUUAGUGAACAAAAAUAAUUUAUAUAAUAAUGAAUCAUCUUAUUAUAAAAAUAAAAAUGAUCAAUUAAAUACACGAUAUUUAAAUACAGAAAUCCAGGAUAAUUUCAAUAAUCCAUUUUACAUAAAUAUGCAUCCAAUAUAUAAUCAAAAUAAUAUAAAAUAUUUAAGAUCGGAUAAACAAUUUAUUAAUAGUAAUAGUUUAAAUACUACUUCAAACACUUUAAUGACAGCGGAAACAAUAGAUACAAUAGAUUCUUCAGUUAAUAAUGUAUAUGGCAAUAAUUUAACUAGUAAAAAAAACUCCAUUUCCAUUACAAAUUUCAAUCAUACUAAUAAAAUGAGAGAAAGUUGUGAAAAAGAUGGUAAUUUUUUACUAAAAGAUGAACCAAUGAAACAGUACUUAUGUUGUAAUAUUAGAGAAAAUAUAAAUAAUGAAUCAAAUGAAAUGAAUUAUGACUGCUCACCAUAUAAAAUUCACCAAAAAAAAGAAAUAAUAAUAACAAAUAAGGAAAAUAAAAGUAAUAAACAUAAUAUCAAUAUAGAUUUUAGCAAUAAUAAUAAUAGUACAGGGAAUAAGAAUAAGAAUGAUAAAAAAAUUAAUAGUAUUGGCAUUAAUGGUGUAAGUGGUAGUAACAACAAUAAUAAUAAUAAUAAUAAAGACAACAGUAAUAAUAACAAUAAUAAUAAUAAUCAAAAUAAUGACAAUAAUAAUAAUCAAAAUAAUGACAAUAGUAAUAAUCAAAAUAAUGACAAUAGUAAUAAUCAAAAUAGUGGCAAUAAUAAUAACAGUUAUUCUAAUAAAAACAAUUGUAAAAAUAAUCACAAUGAUAAUGAUAAAAAUAGUAAUGUGAAUUAUAUUGGCGAUAAUAAUAAUAAUAACUUAAUUAAUAGUAUCAAUAAUAACAAUAAUAAUAAUAGUAAUUAUAAUGGUAUUAUUCAUGAGUUUAUUAACCAAAAAAAUAAUGAAUAUAACUCAUCUAAAUGCUUAUAUAAAUCACAAAAGAGAACUAAUUUAUCUUCUAUUAAAAAUGAAAACUUGUUAAAUAAAUCUAAUGAUUAUGUAUGGAAUAAUUCAUAUUUGCCAAAUGAUAAUAUAAAUGAUUAUACCAGCAAAACCGUUAUUAAAAAUUUUAAAAACUCUAUUGAUAAUUUCAAAAUGUAUGAUCCUAAUGAUAUAAAUUCAAAAAGCUAUUUAAAUAUAAAUGAAAUUAGUGAAAAAAAUUAUAUUAACCUAAAUGAGAUAAAUCAAAAAAAUUACUUAAAUUUUAACGUGUUGAAUUCAAGAAAUUAUUUAAAUAUAAAUGAAGUGAAUUCAAAAAGUUAUAUUAGUGCAAAUAAUAUUAAUUCUAAUGAAUGUGCGAAAAAUGAAAUGUUGAAUUUAAAAAAAGGUGUAAAUAUAGAAAACAACGCAAAACAUAUUUAUGAUGACAACUUUACAUUAAAUGAAUGUAUAAACUCCAAUGAUCUAAAUGAAAAUGAAAUAAAUCAUUUUGAAGAAAAUAAAUCAAGUUUUUCAAUGUUAUAUUUGUUUGGUAAAGUAAAAUUUUAUAUCAGUAUUAUUGAUAUAAUACAUAAUAAAACAAACUCACAUGAUCUUCUAUGGGUUCCUAGAUGUUGUAAUGGCAGUUAUGGUACUUUUCUAAAAAAUAAUUUUUUAAAUUUAAAUGAAAUAAAUAAAUAUAUACCAGAAGAUUAUAUUGAUAUUGAUUAUAUAAAUUUGAAAUUAAUGGAAACACGAUUUAGCAAAAAUGUAGCCAGUUCUAGGACAACAAAAAGAAAAAGAAUGAUAGAUAUAGACAAAACUGUUCUACAUUUUUAUAAAGAGCAUAUUAGUGAAUUUUUUAAUAAUAAAAAUAAAAUCAUUAAAUUAACGAAAAAAUUGUGUAAAUAUAAAAAGAAGAGAAAAUUUAAUAAUGAAGCAAAUAAAAGUAGUGUGGAUCGUAAUUCAAAUGAAUCUAAGAGUAAAAAUUCAAAUAAUCAAGAGAGUAAUGAUCUUAAUAAAGAUAAAAUCAAUAAUAAUGAUGGCAUUGUUAAAACAAAAUUAAUCAAUAAAAAUUUUAAUAGUUUUAAUCAAGAUUUAAUUAGCAAUAACAAUAAUAAUGAUAUUGAAAAAAACAUAAUUAAUAACAAUGAUAUAGUAAAUCAAAAUUUAAUUAGUAACAGCAAUAAUAUUAAUCAUAAUUUAAUUAAUAAUAAUAUUUUUAAUGAUAUAAAUAACCAAAAUUUUAUUAGUAAUCAUAUUUUUCAUAAUAUAAUUAAUGAUAAUUUUAAUGAAAAUAAUGAAAUUAUUAAUGAAUAUAUUAACGAUGGUGCUAUCAAUGAUAUUUAUAAUGCAAAUACUUACUUCAAUGAAUUUAAUAAUAAUUACUAUGAUAAUUCUAAUAAUUUUAAACAAAAAUUUCAAAAUGAUUUAGAUAAAAAAAAAAGAAAAAAUAAUUUGAAGCCUCAGUUAAAUUCUUUUAAUGAAAACUCAAACACAAAUACCUCAUUAAAUUUAUCUAACGUAAUUGAAAGUAAAAAUUUUAUAAAUAUAUCAAAUACAUUUAUGAAUACAAAUCUUGAAAAUUCAUUUCAUCAAAAAAAUGAUUUAUUACUAAAGCAAAACAAUAUUGAUUUUAAUAUUUUAUCUAAGAGUUUACAUACGAAUUCAUUUACUCAAUAA